Lutzomyia longipalpis is the source of this 1592-nucleotide messenger RNA. Its product is annotated as protein jim lovell-like. NCBI's taxonomy places the organism in Eukaryota, Metazoa, Arthropoda, Insecta, Diptera, Psychodidae. Gene Ontology annotation, molecular function: protein binding. The record is from RefSeq and is a predicted model, not a curated record. The transcript has 2 exons. Bases 149 to 1363 code for a protein of 404 amino acids. Gene Ontology annotation, biological process: regulation of transcription by RNA polymerase II. Gene Ontology annotation, cellular component: nucleus.
GCUUUGUGACCCAAUUGCAAAGUAUAAGCUGUCCAAACACAAUCCGACGCCAGAAAGGUUGUAUUCUGUGGCUCUUCCUGGCCAUAUGGUGCCCCCGUGAGUGACCGCGUGCUGCAAUUCCGUGAAACAGUAUUGGGUAAAGAGUGUCAUGAAUAACCAGCAGUUCUGUAUCCGCUGGAACAGCCACCUCGGCAGCCUGGGGGCGGCCUUCCCGCAGAUGCUUGCCGGCCAGAGAUUUGUGGAUGUAACGCUGGCCUGUGAGGGUCAUCAGGUGCACUGCCAUCGCCUCGUGCUGGCAGCAUGCUCCACGUACUUUGAGGCCCUCCUUGGGGAGAAUCCCUGCAAGCAUCCCAUCAUCAUACUACCGCGAGACAUAAAGCUGUGGGAAAUUCAGGCACUCGUUGACUUUAUGUACAAGGGGGAGGUCAAUGUGAGUUCAGCUGGACUUCCGGAUCUCAUAAAAUGCGCCGAAAUGCUCCAAAUACGGGGACUCUGUGGUGCAGAUGCUGCCCUAUAUCUCAAUACAGUGACAGAUGCAAAGGAAACGCAAGAGGAGACACCAAAGACAGACGAGCAGUACCUCAAGAGUAGUCCGGAUGUAUCUCCGGUUGUUGACACCAGUGAAAUUACCCGCCUCUUGGACACCUCAAUGGACACUGAUGGUGCAUCCAAGAGUAAAACGGACAACAGCCAGCCACCAUCGGAGGCACCCCCGUCGUGUGGCACAAUCCGUGUGAUAUCGAAUGAGAAUCUAUUUGAAAAUUACAAUCAACUGUCGAUGGGGCGUAACGAUGGUGAUAUACCCACUAUUGAGGUGGAAGAUGAGUCCGAGGACAUUAUGAGGCACCUCCUGCCGCCAUCACUAAAGUACAACAGCAAGAGUAUGUCGAUUAGUGUACGUUCUGGGAGGGCAUCAUCCGUGGAAAGUUGCGAAAAUAUCAUUUGUUCGCCGAAUCUCGAGGAUCCACUGCGGCAGGAUGAUGAGGCCAUCAAUGGAGAAGAUGAUGCCUCAUCUGAUGCUGAGGAGAGUGAAGAUAUGGACUUACCGCCAUUAAUUCCCUUCUCAAAGGGUCAGCAAACAAUUAAGCAGGAGCCCCCAUGUUCACCACCAAAGGCUUUUGUUUUGCGCAAUCCACGCGGCAAUCAGCCACGAUCCUACAAUAUAGACGCCCUCUGGGCAGCACUGAUGAAUGUCAAAGCUGGUGAAUCCAUUUACAGAGCUAGUCAGAUCCACAAGGUGCCCCGAAAGACGCUACGCAACUGGAUGAAGCGCUGGGACAUUAAAUCCUCUUUCCCAAUGCCAAGGCAACUCAGGCAGGCGGCAGAGAAGAAGCGCCUCAGUAGGAUUCGGAGUGAUCGAUAGUGCAACGCCAGCAGCUGUUUUUAGGAAGCUAGUCCAAAAAGAAAAAAAAUGAUUUAAAGAAAAAACUCUUGUCAAAGCUUAAUAUAUAUAUUUAUCUCUAUAAUUAAUCCUUAUUAUACUUUUUGUGUCCUUUCAACGUGAUAUUUUGUAGGACUGUAAAACCUCCCGUGUGUGAAAUAGACUCGAUGGAUUUCCAAAGAAUGAAAAUACUAUAAAAAAUAAACAAUAA